AUGAGAUCUGUGAAUCUGGUGGAAAAUGGCAUACUAGCGCCAAGUCUCAGAUGGUCUUUAACGAUGUCGAUGACAAAGCUAAUGGAAUGGCUAUUUUUUGCAACCAUAUUCCUUGGUUUGUGGUUCUCUGCAAUUACAGGAAACAUUAAGUUAUCAGUUAUUCGAGAAUGGCAUCAAGUUAUAAUUUUCUUGCCUCUUAUCGCAUUGUCCUUAUUUGGAUCGUAUGCAGUUGUUACUGUCCUAUAUAGAGUUUUUACAUUUAACAAUUGUGAAAGUGCAGCUGCUGAAUUACAGCAACAAAUCGAAGAAGCUAAGAAAGAUCUUCAGAGCAAAGGUGUACACUUAAAAGGCGAAAUUGCUUAA
Megalopta genalis is the source of this 363-nucleotide messenger RNA. Lineage: Eukaryota; Metazoa; Arthropoda; Insecta; Hymenoptera; Halictidae. The record is from RefSeq and is a predicted model, not a curated record.